Impatiens glandulifera is the source of this 1784-nucleotide messenger RNA. RefSeq names its product UPF0481 protein At3g47200-like. The record is from RefSeq and is a predicted model, not a curated record. Lineage: Eukaryota; Viridiplantae; Streptophyta; Magnoliopsida; Ericales; Balsaminaceae. The transcript has 2 exons. The coding region runs from base 141 to 1514 and encodes 457 amino acids.
AAGUUCUCUCUCUCCGAACUUGGAAGGAAGCAGCUGAGAAAUUGAAGUCUUGAUCUUCAUCAUAAAUAUAUAGUUAAGUUAAUUUACAAAUCUCAUCAUCAUCUUUCCUCUACAAGGCUUCAGCUUUCAGAUCAAUAACAAUGAAUCAAAACGGAAGAAUUCAAGACUCUCUAACUAUUGCCAUGGACGAAAAGCUCACUCAACUCUCCAACAAUUAUCGACACGAGCCAUUCAUCCAUUGCGUCUACGAUCGCCUCCGUCGCCAAAACGAAAGAGCCUACGAGCCCGAACUGCUCGCCAUAGGCCCCUAUAACCGAGGCAAGCCAGCCCUCCAAGUAAUGGAAGAGCACAAACGUCGAUAUCUUCAAUUGCUUCUCCAACGUCGCGAAGAAUCUAGCGUAGAUAGAUACGUGACGGCCAUACGGGCCCUUGAAGAGAGGGCACGAGGAUGUUACGCGGAAGACAUAUGUCUCCAUGCAAACGAUUCGUUCGUGGAGAUGCUGAUACUCGACGGUUGCUUCAUUGUAGAACUAUGUAGAAAGUCCGCUAACAAAAGCAUGGCGGACCAUCGCGAUGUUUUGUUCAAGGGGGAUUAUUUACACCAUUGGAUUUGGCGCGACAUGUUGUUGUUCGAGAACCAAAUUCCUUUCUUCGUCCUCGAUGAAUUGUUCAACAUGACAAAAAGUGCCCACGAGGAUCGCGAAAAAAGGACAAUGGUUGAUUUACUAUUGUCGUUUUAUAGUGACACGAGGAAAUACUAUCAUUAUCACACGAAAUCGUCGGGAAAGAAUCAUUGGCUCCAAAGUGCUUCGCGUGGAAUUGACUCGGGAAAAGUGAAGCACAUUCUCGGCUUGAUUCACCUUCUCACCACAAAAUCGUUCAAGGAGAAGCUAUCUUCGAAACAAAGCCCUGCCCAAAACUGUGAUUCAUCGGUGAGGUGGGAGUUCAUACACAGCACUACUGAGCUACGCGAGGCGGGGAUCGGGUUCAGAGCGAAGCACGAUUCGUCGUUGUUCGACAUAACGUUCUCAAACGGGAUGCUUGAAAUAUCUCUCAUAACGGUUGAUGAUAAAACCGAAUGCCUAUUGAGGAACCUCAUUGCCUACGAGCAGAGCUUAGGGAAUAACGAUUUGAAGAUUGUGACCGAUUACGUGACUUUGUUGUAUUGUAUAAUCAAAUCGCCCAGAGAUGUGAGCUUGUUAAGAAGGUAUGGGAUCAUAAACAAUAUGGUGGGGGAUGAUGAGGCGGUUUCAAACACUUAUAGCAAUACCUCGUCGUGCGUGUUUGUAUCGCACGAUCGGUUUUGCUACAAGGAAGUGUUCAAUGAAGUGAACGCGCAUUGUAAGCGGCGACGCAAUAUUUGGGAGGCGAAGUUGAGGAGGAAUUACUUCAAUAGCCCUUGGACUAUCAUAUCAUUUCUAGCUGCCCUUUUUCUGCUUAUGCUAACUUUCCUACAAACUAUGGUUACAGUUCUGCCUUAUUUGGCACAUCUCCAUGCUGCUCUAGUUAACUAACAUAAGCCUUGUGAUGCAUUUCAAGAAGAACAAUAACAAACGAGACAAACGAGACGUUUGAUAAUAAUCGUCGAAACACUUUAUCAGGUUAAGAGUUUAAAUUCUACUUAUGUUUUAUUUGUAAGUGUGUCGUUUGAAGACUAAGACUCUUUCACAAUGACUUUUCAUUUGGACUAUUGAUGCUUUUAAUAAUUGUAAUUGUUUGGAUGAGGCCGUCUCGACGACUCUAAGAUUGUAAGACGACUCUAAGAUUGUAGGAGAACAUUGAGU